Vicia faba (fava bean) is the source of this 2049-nucleotide messenger RNA. Lineage: Eukaryota; Viridiplantae; Streptophyta; Magnoliopsida; Fabales; Fabaceae. The record is from the annotation of a GenBank genome assembly.
AUGAGAGAAGCUUGGAGUUUCAUAACGUUAUGCUGCAUGGUGAUGGUGUUUAUUCCUUUGAUUCAUAAAGAAAGAGUGAUCGAUACAUGCUUUUGGUUUGGAGUUGAAUAUUGCUCUCAUGGAAAUGUUGUGGACUUGUUUCUUAGCUCACUUUACUUAAAGAUUAGUGACCAUGAGCCUAUUUCUUGUCCUCAGUUACAUAGGAAUAAAUUUCCUUCUACAUCAGGCAUUAAUCGAUUGGAUAAUAUCUCUCUUUCUUUGCCAACUAUUGACAACUUGUCUUCUAGUCUUUUAAGUAAUGGUCAAACUAGUCUUAUUUCUCCUAUGUCUCAGUAUACACCUACACCUAGUUCUUCUCGUCAUAUAUCUCCUAUAGUUCAACCAUCUCAAUCAGGUUCUCAACCUAUCAAUCCUCAAGGCAGGCCUAAUCUUCAUACCAAUAUCCAACCUAUGUCUCUGAGUUCUCCUAAUUCUAGUAGCCCAACUGAGUCUUUAUCCCCAAUUAUUACAAUUUCCUCUCUUUCUCAAGUCCAUCAAUUCAAUGAACAUCAUAUAUUAAUCAGAGCCAAAACAAUUCACUCAAAGCCUGAGAACGAAGCUAGGCAAAUUGGCCAGCAAAGGGAUAUACCAUACACUAGGAAACUUACUCAAACAUCAAAUUCUGCUAGCUCAUACAAUCACAAAAACACUCUUUUACCAUCAUCAUCACCUUCAUCACCACUUUCUAGUUCUACACAUAUUUCACCAUCAUCUUCACUACUUUCCAUAUCAGACCCUCCCUUAGAUUCACCAUCACCAAUAACAUCACCACAACUUUCCCCUUCACCAUCAUCCUCACCUGAGGCAGCACCAACAACUUCAUACUUACUACUUACAUCAUCAAAUCCACCUACAGCUAUGUGCACACCACAAAUUUCUAAUUCGAUUUCAGCACCUUCUCCUUUUUCAUCUUCAAACCAAAAGAAUUCAAAAAGUAUAAACCAAAAGAAACAUUCUGUCAUUAUAUGGUCAACAGUUGGAGGAUUUUCCUUCCUUGUUUUGGUGUCAUGCACUGUUUUCAUUUGCUUCAGAAGUAGUAAGGUUGUAACUGUCAAACCUUGGACCACAGGGUUGAGUGGCCAGCUUCGUAAAGCGUUCAUAACAGGUAUUCCGAGUCUUAAACGAGCCGAACUCGUGGUAGCGUGUGAAGAUUUCAGCAACAUUAUCGGUUCACUGAAAGAUGAGACUAUCUAUAAAGGAACACUUUCGAGUGGAGUUGAGAUAGCGGUAGUAUCUUCUGCAGUGGCUUCUUCCAAAGAAUGGUCGAAAAAUUUGCAAGCUCAGUUCAGAAACACGAUUGAGACGUUAUCGAGAGUGAACCACAAGAAUUUUGUGAAUCUUAUUGGCUAUUGUGAAGAGAAUAAACCAUUCACAAGGAUGAUGGUUUUUGAGUAUGCUCCGAACGGAACAUUGUUUGAGCAUCUACAUAUUAGAGAAGCGGAACAACUCGACUGGCGAAUGAGAACGAGGAUAGCUAUGGGAAUAUCCUACUGUCUAGAUCACAUUCAUCAACUCACGCCACCAACUGCGCACAAAAACUUGUUAUCUUCCUCUAUAUAUCUCACAGAAGAUUAUGCUGCUAAGAUAUCAGACCUUAGUUUCUGCGUGGACGAAGUUGAUACAAAGAAGGGUUCUGAGAAAACAUCAGCAGAAGAAAUAAAGGACAAUGUUUAUCGUUUUGGCGUAAUAUUGUUUGAGCUGAUAACAGGAAAAAUUCCAUAUGCGGUAGCAAACGGGUUUGCAACAGAUUGGGUUGCAGAAUAUAUAAGAGGACAUCCUUUGAGAGAGUUGAUGGAUACAAACUUGAAAUCUUUGAAAGAUGAUGAAAUUGAGAAAUGGUCUGAAGUGAUUAACAAUUGUGUGGAUCCUGAUCCGGAGAAAAGGCCAUCGAUGAAACAGGUUACGUCUAUGUUGAAGGAAAUCACUUCUAUGGAGCCUGAUGGAGCAAUGCCGAAAUCGUCUCCUCUUUGGUGGGCAGAAAUUGAAAUCAUGACCUCGGACUUAUGUUGA